Chanos chanos (milkfish) is the source of this 2679-nucleotide messenger RNA. It is a transcript of the gene lmbrd2a, whose product is annotated as LMBR1 domain containing 2a. The transcript has 19 exons. Gene Ontology annotation, biological process: adrenergic receptor signaling pathway. The record is from RefSeq and is a predicted model, not a curated record. The coding region runs from base 223 to 2274 and encodes 683 amino acids. NCBI's taxonomy places the organism in Eukaryota, Metazoa, Chordata, Actinopteri, Gonorynchiformes, Chanidae. Gene Ontology annotation, cellular component: membrane.
UCUCAAUGCCCAUGUACAAUUGAAGUAGGAACCAGGAACCGGCUUAUCACUACAGAUUUACCAUGGCAAGAUAUUUAAACACCUUGGUGUAUAAUUCCGGAAGAACUUGCUGUCCUCACACAGUAUAAAGUAAUGCCUGAAGCACUACUUUUAUUCAGGUGUGUACAGUGAUGGUGUGACAGUCUCCGGUAUCUCUCUUGGAGUUGGUGUUAAACGGAAAGAAUGAGCGGAGUCGCGUUAGGGAUAGAAAUCGUCGUCGUGUUUUUCUUAGCGUUGUUUCUCCUGCACCGAUAUGGAGAUUUCCGUAGACAGCACCGCAUGGUUCUGUUUGCCACCUGUAUGGCAUGGUACCUCUGCUUUCUUAUCGUUUUCAUCAUUCCUCUGGACGUCAGCACGACUAUUUAUAAUCAGUGUAAGCUGGAUAACACAGUUCAUCAAACAACAAUUACACCCCUGAAUCGAACGUCAAACUCCACUGUCCUUCCAACACAAAGAAUUCCGAAGGUUUGUCACAAGCCGUGGAGUUAUAUCCCUGAUGGAAUUCUGCCCGUGUUCUGGAGGGUGGUGUACUGGACUUCCCAAUGCUUAACCUGGCUGCUCUUGCCCUUCAUGCAGUCCUAUGCGCGUUCUGGAGGUUUCUCUGUCUCUGGGAAAGUGAAGACGGCUUUGAUAGAGAAUGCCAUCUACUAUGGCACAUACCUGCUCAUCUUCUGCUCCUUACUCAUUUACGUGGCUGUCAGCCCAAAGUGGCACCUGUCCUGGUACGACCUGCGGAUCAUUGGCAUCACUGCUGCCAACACCUGGGGUCUGUUCCUGCUGGUGUUGUUGCUAGGUUACGGUUUGGUGGAGAUUCCACGGUCCUGUUGGAAUGCCUCGUGCCACGGGUACCUCCUGGCCAAGACGUACUUCAAAGCCGCCAAGCUGAUGACGGAGAAAGCAGACGCAGAGGAGCACCUGGAGGACGUGAUGGAGGAUGUGCGGAGUGUGAAUGAGAUUAUAAAAUAUAACCAUCCUCUGAGGAAGUGCAUCGACACCAUUCUCAGAAAGUGCCCGGUGGAGUACCAGGAGAAGCUGGGCAGAAACAUGGAUGACUACGAGGAUUUUGAUGAGAAGCAGAACCCGUACCCGUCCAAAAAGAACCUGGUCAAACUUCAUAAGCAGGUGAUCUACGCCGUCCAGAGGCAGAACAGAACGCGGGUGCAGUGGCAGAACCUACUGGACGAUGCCUUUCACCUGGAGGAUGUGGCUAAAAAUGAGAGCAGUUCCACUCGUCAGUUCAUCCACAGUUUCCCCUCCUCUGAGGCGCCGGGACUGGUCCGCAGAUACCUGUACACGCCCACCGUGGAGUGGUACUGGGAGUGUGUUCUGAGGCGCUGGUUUUACCGGCUCCUGGCGGUGGUGCUGUGUUUGUUAUCGGCGGCUGUGGUCUGGUCUGAGUGCACGUUCUUCAGCGUACAGCCUGUCCUCUCCCUCUUCGCCAUCUUCAUCCAGGUCGCAGAGAGAGAAUACAACUACCUGUACAUAGAGAUGGCGUGUUUCAUCACCAUUUUCUUCCUGUGUUACUGCGUUUAUUCUACUGUGUUCAGAAUCCGUGUGUUUAACUAUUACUACCUGGCCCCCCACCACCAGACUGAUGCCUACAGCCUUCAGUUCAGCGGCAUGCUGUUCUGCAGGUUGACUCCUCCUCUGUGUUUGAACUUCCUUGGUGUAAUUCACAUGGACUCAGCCAUCUCUCACCAACAGAGGGAACAGACAGCAUACACAUCAAUCAUGGGCUCGAUGCGGGUGUUGUCGUUCAUUGCGAACGGUUUCUAUAUUUAUUAUCCCAUGCUAAUCGUCCUACUGUGCAUCGCUACCUACUUCAGUCUGGGAACUCGUUGUCUGAAUCUUCUGGGCUUCCAGCAGUUCAUGGGGGAGAGUGAUAUGACCUCUGACCUUGUGGAUGAGGGGAGGGAACUCAUUCGCAGAGAGAGAAGAAAAAGACAGAGGAUGGAGGAAGGAGAGAACAGGAGGAAGGAAUGGAGAGAGAAGUAUUCUGGGCGGAGCAGAAACACAUACUCAGAGCUGAAGGAAUCAGAUGCUUCCAGUGUGGACAGUAACAGAGUAUGUCAGACGUCUCGGCGGGACCUGAGUGAUCGAGCUGAGUUACUAGACGAUGCUGAGCCAAUGGACUUCACAGGAGAGGAACCACUUGACAUGGAUAACAGGAGAUUCACGGCUGGGCGCUACCUCGCCACCUCCUCUUCACGUGCACGCAUCUUUGAUGAUGUAUGAACAAUACGGAAAGAUAGAAGGAUUACGGGAAAAGGGAAGAUGUCCACUUUUUCACUCCUUACCUCCCAGGAAGGAGUCUGUGUCCUCAAUGCUGAUGAAAACACAUCAAUGUUCUGUAUCUGCAACAAUAUGUAUUUCCCAAACAGAAACACAGAAGCACAUUUGGGUUUCUGAAGAUCUUAUAUUUGUAGUGAUGUCCCUCUGAAAUCACAGUGUCGCUGUUGUUUUUGAUUUUGAAAAAGAACCGUGACUGAAUCAUUGUUAAAAGGGAAUGAAAAGACAUUUUGAUCCGGUAUUUUCAGUUUCAAAAACAAAUUCACUCUCUCCUAUUAAUUUUUGACUGGCUUUAAGUGUUUUGAGUUGAGAGUCUGUUUUCUUCAAAAAGAUAAAAUCAAUGUUUCAUCU